Molecule: messenger RNA, 762 nt
Organism: Prosopis cineraria
Lineage: Eukaryota; Viridiplantae; Streptophyta; Magnoliopsida; Fabales; Fabaceae
Exons: 2
Coding region: 1-762 (253 amino acids)
Source: RefSeq, a predicted model, not a curated record
AUGACAACAACAACAACAUCAUCAUCAUCAACCACAUCAAAAAUGAGCUUGAAGCUUUUAGUUGACAUAAAAGUUGAUAGAGUUCUCUUUGCCAAAGCAUCUAAAGAUUUCGUUGACUUCCUCUUCAACCUCCACCGCCUACCGAUCGGCGCUGUCACGAACCUCCUAACCAAAACCAACAUGGUAGGUUCAUUAGGCAAGCUUUGUGAAAGUAUCGAGAAUCUCAGCGACACAUACUUAUUGCAACAGAGCCAAGACAAAGACAUGUUAUUGAAACCAACAACCCUAAUCCCUCCUAGCUUCCUCUUGCUACAAGAUUUCGAAGGGAAUAGUGAGAUGUAUGAGCCUCCUAAGCUUUACAGGUGCAGCUGGGGUAGUAAGUGUUCUAACUAUGUGACUCUAGUUGUGAACACUUCGUGUCCAAACUGUGAUCGUUUGAUGAACGAUUCUGUAACAUAUGCGGGGAAGAAGAAGAUGGAAUUGAAAGGUGCUGGUGGGGAGGAUGGGUUUGUGAAGGAAGCUAUGACAUAUAUGGUAAUGGACGAUCUUGAGGUUCUACCUACGUCUCCUAUCUCGUGUAUUGCUUCACUCAACAAGUUCAAUAUCAAAGACGUCAGUUCAAUACAAGAAAUGGUUGUUGAGUUUGGAAUCCAAGAGGCUAUCCAAUUGCUAGAGGCUUCUCUGCAAAGCAGAAAUGUUUUGACAAGUGUUUUCCUUAAGGAUAUCAAGUUUAAGAAAGAGUCAAAUAUGAUCCUUCAAUAA